AUGGACGUCCGCCUGUACCCCUCGGCGCCCGCGGUGGGCGCGCGGCCCGGGGCCGAGCCGGCCGGCCUGGCGCCCCUGGACUAUUACCACUGCGGCAAGUUUGAUGGUGAGAGUGCCUACGUGGGGAUGAGUGACGGAAACCCAGAGCUCCUAUCAACCAGCCAGAGCUUCAACAGCCAGAACGAGAGCAACGAAGACUAUGAGAUCCCCCCAAUAACGCCUCCCAACCUACCUGAGCCCUCCCUCCUGCACCUGGGGGACCACGAAGCCGGCUGCCACUCCCUGUGCCACGGCCUCGCGCCCAACGGACUGCUCCCUGCCUACUCCUACCAGGCCAUGGACCUCCCAGCCAUCAUGGUGUCCAACAUGCUGGCCCAGGACAGCCACCUGCUCUCGGGCCAGCUGCCCACGAUCCAGGAGAUGGUCCACUCGGAGGUUGCUGCCUAUGACUCAGGCCGACCAGGGCCCCUGCUGGGCCGCCCAGCGAUGCUGGCCAGCCACAUGAGCGCCCUCAGCCAGUCCCAGCUCAUUUCUCAGAUGGGCAUCCGGAGCGGCAUCGCCCACAGCUCCCCGUCACCCCCAGGGAGCAAGUCAGCGACCCCCUCUCCCUCCAGUUCAACUCAGGAGGAGGAGUCGGAGGCGCAUUUCAAGAUGUCGGGAGAAAAGAGACCUUCAACUGAUCCUGGCAAAAAGGCCAAGAACCCAAAGAAGAAGAAGAAGAAGGACCCCAAUGAGCCGCAGAAACCCGUGUCAGCCUACGCACUCUUCUUCAGAGACACUCAGGCCGCCAUCAAGGGACAGAACCCCAGCGCGACCUUCGGGGAUGUGUCCAAAAUCGUGGCCUCCAUGUGGGACAGCUUGGGAGAGGAGCAGAAGCAGGCCUACAAGAGGAAGACUGAAGCAGCGAAGAAGGAGUAUCUGAAGGCUCUGGCAGCCUACAGGGCCAGCCUUGUUUCCAAGAGCUCGCCUGACCAGGGUGAGACCAAGAGCGCUCAGGCGAACCCGCCGGCCAAGAUGCUCCCCCCUAAGCAGCCCAUGUACGCCAUGCCGGGCCUGGCCUCCUUCCUGACCCCUUCCGACCUGCAGGCCUUCCGCAGCGGGGCCUCCCCCGCCAGCCUCGCGCGGACACUGGGCUCCAAGUCCCUGCUGCCCGGCCUCAGCGCCUCCCCGCCGCCGCCCCCCUCCUUCCCUCUCAGCACACCCCUGCACCAGCAGCUGCCGCUGCCACCCCACGCCCAGGGUACCCUCCUCAGCCCACCCGUCAGCAUGUCCCCCGCCCCCCAGCCUCCCGUCCUGCCCGCGCCCAUGGCACUCCAGGUGCAGCUGGCCGUGAGCCCUUCACCUCCAGGGCCACAGGACUUCCCCCACAUCUCUGACUUCCCCAGCGGUUCCGGAUCCCGCUCCCCUGGCCCGUCCAACCCCACAAGCAGCGGAGACUGGGACAGCAGUUACCCCAGCACCGAGUGUGGCGUCAGCACCUGCAGCCUGCUCCCCAGGGAUAAAUCGCUCUACCUCACCUAAGCCCGUCUCCCUGUCCUUCCUGAGGCUUGCUGGAAGGGCGCUGCUCAGAGCCUGAAGGGCUGACAGCAGAAAAGAGGCCUCGGCAGGAAGCAGGGCGCCGGCGCAGAGCGCAGUGAGACGCCCGGGCCCAGGGCUGAGGCUCUUCCUCACCUCCCGGCAGACUCUGCAGAGGCCGCCCGCCGCCCAACGCCAGCCCAAAGAACCUGCUGGAACCUCCCGCCCCCUGACCGCUUGCUCCAGGGUUCCUGUGGACCCCGCGCCUCGCCUGCCGCCGUCCCCUCCGUCUGGUCGUCUGGCGCCAGAGCCCACGGUCGCCGGAGCUGCCCCUGGACCGGUGGCCCUGUCGCAGGAAGCCACCCCCAGAUGCGCCGGGCGGGAUCGGCUCAGCGCCAGACGUGCAAAUCCGGUUUUACAGUGUGAACAAGACAUUAUGACACUUAUAAACUGUUGGCUCCAUGUAAGUAUUAGUUGACUACGUGUUUUAGAAGCUGUGCUGAAGACACCUGUAAGAUUAUUUUGUUGGGAUGGGGUGGGGCGGAAAGUAGAUUCCUUAAAGGUAAAAAAAAAAAAAAAAAAAGGCAUUUUAUAUGACCCUUAGCACAUUUUUUUUUAAGUUUUAUCUUAAGGGAGACGUGCACAAAAGAGGCUGCCAAACCAUUUCACCCUCUGUACAGCAGGAACUGGACAAUUUAUAGCCACACUCAGAGACAUUGCGCUUUUUUUUUUUUUUAAAUCAUACAUUCAUCUCUUUAAAACAGCCAGCAAGGACUUCUGUCUGUUUACCAGGAACAAUCGAGAACAAAAUUGCAGUUUCUAUCAUAAAGUGUGUGUGCUUUGGGGGUCUGGUUUGGGUUUGGGUUCUUAAUGUUUGCAGCUGUUUUCUGACCCUGCAAAUGUCUGUCUUGGUGCCCAGUGCUUCUCUCGAAUUUCUUUAUAAUAAAACUGAUGAAAAGUUGGAAACAAGCCUGUCUCUCUUUACACUUGGUAAGCCAAGGGCAGGCCCUCUGCAGUGGUCCUUGGUGGUGGGAUUCACCAGGACAGAGCCCCUGGUGUCAGUUAGGUUGAGGGCAAAGUCCCACCUACCCUUUCCCCAUCCCCGAGGGUCUCUAUGGGCAGCAGAGCCUCGAUGGCUUCAGUCUUGCCAUCUGUAGAAGUGAGGUGAUGAUGGUACCAGCAAGUAGGUUCCCAUGAUGAUUCAAGGUGCUCUGGCCUUGUGUGCUGGCCACAAA
Molecule: messenger RNA, 2750 nt
Organism: Dama dama (fallow deer)
Lineage: Eukaryota; Metazoa; Chordata; Mammalia; Artiodactyla; Cervidae
Gene: TOX2
Product: TOX high mobility group box family member 2
Exons: 9
Coding region: 1-1521 (506 amino acids)
Biological process (GO): regulation of transcription by RNA polymerase II
Cellular component (GO): nucleus
Molecular function (GO): chromatin DNA binding
Source: RefSeq, a predicted model, not a curated record